Molecule: messenger RNA, 1923 nt
Organism: Pseudozyma hubeiensis SY62
Lineage: Eukaryota; Fungi; Basidiomycota; Ustilaginomycetes; Ustilaginales; Ustilaginaceae
Exons: 3
Coding region: 1-1923 (640 amino acids)
Source: RefSeq, a predicted model, not a curated record
AUGUCUGCAGCCGUAACAUCGCUGGUACCGGCGCUCGACCACCUCAUCCUGCUCGUCAAUGAUCCUCGAACAGCCUCUACCCAACGUACAUCAGCACUCGAGCGCGCCAUUCUCCUGUUCUCCGAGCUAGGCUUUCAAGUUGUGCGCGGCGGUACCCAUGCUGACGGCUUGACAUCCAACGUGCUCAUCGUCUUCCCCGACGGUGUGUACAUCGAGCUCAUCCAAUUCGAACCUUCACCUGCACCAAGUUCAGGGGAGAGCCAGCAAGACUUCGAAACGAGAAGGAAGCGACACUGGUGGUACCACUGCCGACAAGGCUGGAUCGACUGGUGCUUGCAAGACGGUAUCAGCGACAAAAUUAUCGAGAGCAUCAACGAAAACGCGAAGCGCUUGAGGGAGAGCGCGCUGCAAGAGCUCAGUAAUAAGCAACGGGGCGAACAAGACGACAGCGUUCGAGUGAUAGCGCCAAGGCUAUUGUACCAGCAGCCACAGGAAGGCGGGAGAGUCACGACGACAGGCGACGAAAUCAAGUGGAAAGUCACCUUCCCUUCGCCACCUGGGCCAGGAGAUCGAUUGCCCAUAGGCAACGUCCGUUCGCACGUCCCAUUCUGGUGUGCCGACCUCACCCCACGACAACUUCGAGUACCACUGAAUUACGCACACCACGACAAUCAUUCGCCAGGAAUCGCCGAAAUUACGUUGCUAUAUGCCCAUGACACAGUCACGAGGUACCUGGACGUUUCGUUGGCUCUAAACCAACCAAUCAAGCCGGACACGCUCCCCAUCACAAGCGACUUUCAACUCGUGCCCAACGAGAUCCCUUACCGUCUCUUGUCAACGCCAGCCUCAACGCACAAACCAGAUGCAAACGCGGCAAAAGAUAUCACGACCAGUUCGCAUCACGAAUCUACUCGAUUGCUUGCAGCAGGCGGUAUGGAGACUCGCCUAAUACGAGUCGUGGUCAAGGUUGCUGAGGAUCCAGAGGACAGGCGAUGGAUCGAGGAGCACGGUGAAGGGUUAUACGAGGUUGCGAUAUACGUAGCUGCGGAUAAGCUACCGCCUAGCGGUCCUCCGGACGGUAUCGUUCAUAUAUUAACGCUCCCGCUUUCGAUCAUCAGACGCUGUCUUCCUUCAACGUAUCGGGAUUUCCUCACCAACAUCGAAUUCUUCCACUAUCCUCACGACCGAUCCGAUCCUCAUCAGCACCCCUACAUCAGUCGUUCCUCGUUGAUCGUCUCAAAUUCGACGAUGUCCAGCCAGGUCGAAGAUGCCGGAGCUCUACCUAUCGAUGAUGAAGUGACGGUUUGCAGCGUAUGCAACAUCGUCCCACUUCCCAAGCUUUCCAAUAUUCAUUGCUUGCAUUGCUUCAGACCAUACGUUGACAUGGGCAACAAGUCCAGGAUUCCUGACGCUGCCAGCGCCUCUACAACAGAGGACAAAGACACACCCAAUGUGAUGCCACUUCAUAUGGGAACUAUGUUUGGCCUCAAUUACAUCAGGCACACCGUGUACAAGCUGCGCCGUUACGUAUUCGCCUGCGAUGUCGCAAGCCAAGUCAACGAAGCUGAAAGGCUUUCGGGAUCCCUUGGGAGCGGAGGUGAAGCUGUGCAUAAGCACUUGGAAGACUACUUGCGAGAACAAAGAAAGGCGACCGAAGAAUUCAUGGACCAGCUCCGACCAUACCUGUCGGACUUGAAGGGCAAGCGCAGGCGGAGAAGCCACUGGAAGCGUAUGGAAGAAGCCAUCAGGGUCUUCAUCGUCUCUAUCAUCUUCCCAAAGGGUACCGAUGAACGCCCUUACUCGAUGCUCGAGCUCACUUCGUCCCUUUCCGCCAUUCAGGGCCUUCUGGCUCGAAUCGAGAAGCCUGCUCAAGCUCCUGAUGCCCAAGCUCCUGCUGAAGCUGAAGACAGCGACGACAACUAG